Messenger RNA from Aspergillus alliaceus, 2183 nucleotides. RefSeq names its product putative MFS transporter. Bases 478 to 2007 code for a protein of 509 amino acids. NCBI's taxonomy places the organism in Eukaryota, Fungi, Ascomycota, Eurotiomycetes, Eurotiales, Aspergillaceae. Gene Ontology annotation, biological process: transmembrane transport. Gene Ontology annotation, cellular component: membrane. Gene Ontology annotation, molecular function: transmembrane transporter activity. The transcript is spliced from 7 exons. The record is from RefSeq and is a predicted model, not a curated record.
ACUCGCACUCGCUUGUUUGUAUCCCGGCCGGUUUCCUGCAUCCUGAUUCCCUGACGGCUUUUCCCCGGUCUCCAGACCUCCAUCUUCUUACUUCGGUCUUCCCCAGUCUCUUUCCCCGCCUUCAGCUUCCCCAUUGGUAGUGGCUCCGUUCCUUGUGUCUCAACCAUGUCUAAUUGACUGGCUAAGCUCCAUCCCGGUAUGGGAAUAUGUCGGGACGCCCAACGGCGGGUCGUCAUAGCUGCAUGGCUCACGGGUUUUCACUCAAAAAGGUCCCUGAUCCCGAGUCUGGAUGCAUGAUCCCGGACGGCGCUCUCUCCUCUCUCCCCCUCUCUUUUCUUCUUCCUUUUCUCUUCCCUUGUUAGACCUCUACCCCCUGUCGUCUCCGCUUCGUCCUGCUGGUCUUGUUUCUUGUUUCUUCUUUAUUUUUUCGUCUUUUUCACAUUUUAAGAUACCCAAGCAGGAUUAGAAGACGGGACGAUGUCUCGCAGAAACUCCCAGGAUGGGGACAUUGACAUUGACAAGUCCCAUGUCGACAAUGUCGAGGUUGUGUCCAGCGCCGUUGCUAAUGCCGACAAGCCCAACCCUAAGAAAGAGGCACCUGCCUAUGUGGCAAGCCUGUCGCCAGAAGAACGGGACAAGGCCGAGAAGGCCCUAGUUCGCAAAAUUGACAUUCGCCUUUUACCUAUGCUGAUCAUCAUGUACAUUCUCAAUUAUCUGGACCGAAACAACAUUGCAUCCGCUCGAUUGGCUGGUCUUCCAGAGGACUUGGGCUUGCAUGGCCAACAAUAUCCCACCUGUGUCAGUAUUCUGUUCGUGGGUUAUCUGUUGAUGCAGAUCCCCUCCAACUUGUUGCUGAACAAGAUCGGAAAGCCCGCUAUCUACCUUCCUACUUCAAUGAUGCUGUGGGGUAUCAUUUCCACGUGUACUGCUGCUGCACAGAACUAUGCCGGCCUUGUCGUCAUUCGGUUCUUCCUCGGUUUUGUUGAGGCUGCUUACUUUCCUGGAUGUCUGUACUUCCUGAGUGCAUGGUAUACCCGGAAGGAGCUUGGAUUCCGUACUGCUGCCCUUUAUGCUGGUUCCUUGCUAUCGGGUGCUUUCUCUGGCUUGAUUGCUGCAGGAAUUACUGAUAACAUGGAAGGCAAAGGAGGCCUUCGUGCGUGGCGGUGGCUUUUCAUCAUCGAAGGUGCCAUCACCAUCUUCGUUGCCUUUUGUGCCGUCUUCAUUCUGCCCAACUUCCCUCGUACAACAUCAUGGCUCUCCGAUGAGGAGAAGGAGCUGGCUGCCUGGCGUCUGGAGGAAGAUAUUGGUGAAGAUGAUUGGGUGGACAGCGACCAGCAGUCUUUCAUGUACGGCAUCAAACUCGCAUUCACCGACAUCAAGACCUAUCUUCUGAUGUUGCUCAUCCUGUGUAUUGUCUCGUCCGCUUCUGUGACCAACUUCUUCCCCACCGUCGUGGAGACCCUCAAUUACGGCAAAAUCAAAACCCUCUGCCUGACUGCUCCCCCCUACUGCCUGGCAGUUAUCUGUGCCUUCGCCAAUGCCUGGCACUCCGAUCGUACCGGCGAGCGUUACUUCCACAUCACGCUUCCCCUGUACGUGUCCGUGGCCGCCUUCAUCAUCGCCGCAGCUACCACAAGCAUCGCGCCUCGUUACCUCGCCAUGAUGUUGAUGGUCCCAUCAUUCUACUCGGGCUACGUCGUCGCUCUCGGCUGGAUCUCCGCCACUCUCCCUCGUCCUGCAUCCAAGCGUGCCGCCGCCCUGGCCGCCAUUAACUGUGUCAGUAAUGCCAGCAGCAUCUACGCCAGUUACAUGUAUCCCGAUAAGGAUGCCCCCCGCUUCAUCCCCGCUAUGGCCGUCAACUCCGUGACAGCGUUCAUCGCCAUCGUCGCCGCAACCAUCCUUAGAAUCAUCCUCGUCCGCCUGAACAAGAAGCUCGACCGCGGUGAGCCUGUCUUUGGCGCCGUCCCGGGCCAGGCCGGCUCGCGCGGCUUCCGUUUUUUGGUUUAACGAAUUUGUUGUCCAGUAUUUUUUCGGUAUUUUUUAUUUUCAAAACUUGUUUUCCUUUACUGGCGGAAACAUGUACUAUGUUUUAUGCUCUCCUAUAUGCCGAGAAUCUCGGAAAUAGUCUCUUAUGAUGAGUAUAUGAUGCGACAUGACAGGAUUUCAUGUCUGAUGAAUGAAGC